This is a messenger RNA of Oncorhynchus keta (chum salmon), 7870 nucleotides long. RefSeq names its product phospholipid-transporting ATPase ID-like. The coding region runs from base 92 to 3478 and encodes 1128 amino acids. The transcript has 26 exons. The record is from RefSeq and is a predicted model, not a curated record. NCBI's taxonomy places the organism in Eukaryota, Metazoa, Chordata, Actinopteri, Salmoniformes, Salmonidae. Gene Ontology annotation, biological process: phospholipid translocation; Golgi organization. Gene Ontology annotation, molecular function: ATPase-coupled intramembrane lipid carrier activity; ATP binding; ATP hydrolysis activity. Gene Ontology annotation, cellular component: plasma membrane.
GGUGGUCUGUGAGCCUCCCAACAACAAGCUGGACAGGUUCUGUGGUCUUCUGUGCUGGAGAGAUUGUAAAUACCCCCUGAGCAACCACAACAUGUUACUACGAGGCUGUGUUCUCCGCAACACAGAGACCUGCUACGGACUAGUCAUCUUUGCAGGCCCAGACACCAAGCUGAUGCAGAAUAGUGGUCGCACCAAAUUCAAACGCACAAGCAUCGACCGCCUCAUGAACACACUGGUGCUCUGGAUCUUUGGCUUCAUGGUGUGUAUGGGUGUGAUCCUGGCUGUGGGGAACGCUGUGUGGGAGAGAGAGGUGGGUUCUCUGUUCCAGAGUUACCUGGCCUGGGACCUGCCUGUAGACAACUUCCUGUUCUCUGCUUUCCUCUCCUUCUGGUCCUACGUCAUCAUUCUCAACACCGUGGUGCCCAUCUCACUCUACGUCAGUGUGGAGGUGAUUAGGCUGGGUCAUAGUUACUUUAUAAACUGGGACAGGAAGAUGUUCUGUCCACAGUGUAACACAGCAGCUGAAGCCAGGACCACCACUCUCAACGAGGAACUGGGACAGGUGGAGUACAUCUUCAGUGACAAGACAGGAACUCUCACUCAGAACAUCAUGAGCUUCAGCAAGUGCUCUAUCAAUGGACAUGCCUAUGGUGAGGUGAUCGACCCAUUGGGAGCACAGCCAAAGAGGCUAGACUUCUCCUCCUUCAACCCCCUGGCGGACCCUGACUUCUGUUACUAUGACAACGGUCUGCUGAAGUCUGUGAAGCUGGGAGACCUUCACAGCCACGAGUUCUUCCGGCUGCUUUCCCUCUGUCACACCGUCAUGAGUGAGGAGAAGAAGGAGGGAGAGUUGAUGUAUAAGGCCCAGUCUCCAGAUGAGGGUGCGUUGGUGACAGCAGCCAGGAACUUUGGUUUUGUGUUCCGGUCUAGAACCCCUGGUACUGUCACUGUGACAGAGCUGGGCCGACCCGUCACAUACACACUGCUGGCCAUCCUUGACUUCAACAACAUCCGCAAGAGGAUGUCCGUUAUAGUGCGUAACCCUGAGGGGAGGAUACGUCUAUACUGUAAAGGAGCUGAUACUCUGUUGUUUGAGAGGCUCCACUCCUCCAACAAUCACCUGGUGAACAUCACAACAGAUCACCUUAAUGAGUAUGCUGGGGACGGUUUGCGGACCCUGGCCCUGGCCUACAGAGACCUGUCAGAGGAGCAGUGGGAGGAGUGGUCAGAGAGACACCGCCAAGCAGACAGAGCUACAGACUGUAGAGAGGACAGACUGGCUGACAUAUAUGAACACAUAGAACAGGACAUGAUGCUCCUGGGAGCCACAGCCAUAGAGGAUAAGCUACAGGAGGGAGUUCCUGAGACCAUCGCUAUCCUCUCUCUCGCUAACAUCAAGAUCUGGGUCCUCACGGGAGACAAACAGGAGACAGCAGUUAAUAUAGGUUACUCCUGUAAGAUGCUGACUGGUGAUAUGACUGAGGUGUUCAUCAUCAGUGGAAACACAGUGCUGAGUGUUAGAGAGGAACUCAGGAGAGCGAGGGAGAGGAUGAUAGAGUUUGCCCGUACGAGAGAGGGAGAAAAGGAGGAGGGGAUGGAGGGAUGGGGCGAGGCCUGUUCUCUGGGGAAUGGGUUUGGAGGAGACGGGGGAGGAGAUGGGAGAGAGUGGCCCUCCGUGGGGGACAAACAGCAGCAGUGUCCCCCUCCCCCUGGCCCUCCCGCCCCUCGACCCCCCUCCUCAACCACGCUAGACUCCAUAUCUGGAGAGUUCGCUCUCGUCAUCAACGGACAUAGCCUGGCCCAUGCGUUGGAGGCUGAUAUGGAGGGGGAGUUUGUGUCUACAGCGUGUGUCUGUAGAGCAGUGAUCUGCUGCAGGGUGACUCCUCUACAGAAAGCCCUGGUGGUGGAGCUCAUCAAGAAACACAAGAAAGCUGUCACCCUGGCCAUAGGAGACGGGGCUAAUGAUGUUAGCAUGAUCAAGACGGCUCAUAUAGGAGUGGGCAUCAGUGGUCAGGAGGGCUUCCAGGCAGUGCUGGCGUCUGACUACUCCUUCUCCCAGUUCCGCUUCCUCCAGCGCCUGCUGCUGGUCCACGGACGCUGGUCCUACCUCCGCAUGUGUCGCUUCCUCUGCUACUUCUUCUACAAGAACUUUGCCUUCACCAUGGUGCACUUCUGGUUUGGCUUCUUCUGUGGCUUCUCUGCCCAGACAGUAUAUGAUCAGUACUUCAUCACUCUCUAUAACAUCGUCUACACCUCUCUCCCCGUGCUGGCCAUGGGAAUAUUUGACCAGGAUGUCCCAGAGCAGCGUAGUCUGGAGUAUCCUAAGCUGUAUGAGCCAGGUCAGCUUAACCUGCUGUUCAACAAGAGAGAGUUCUUCAUCUGUAUAACCCAGGGUAUCUACACUAGUGUUGUGUUGUUCUUCGUACCCUAUGCCAUCCUGUCCCACGGAACCCAGGGCACCGGGGAACCCCUCGCUGACUACCAGACCUUUGCUGUUACCACGGCCACCACCCUGGUGAUCGUGGUCAGUGUGCAGAUUGCUCUGGACACAGGCUACUGGACAGCCAUCAACCAUUUCUUUGUGUGGGGCUCUGUGGGCUCCUUCUUCACCAUCAUGUUGGCUAUGCACAGCCAGACUCUAUUCAGCAUCUUCCCCAACCAGUUCCACUUCGUAGGCAGUGCCCAGAGCACACUGGUCCAGCCGCUGGUGUGGUUGACCAUCGUCUUGGCCACAGUGAUCUGCAUCGUUCCAGUUCUGGCUUUCCGAUUCCUCAAACUGGACCUGAAACCACAGCUCUCUGAUACGGUGCGUUACACCCAGCUGGUGCGUCAGAAGACGAGGAAGCCAGUGGGUCGAUGCAUGGGAGGAGUCAGGGGCGGGGGCGUGCCUGAGGGUCGUCUGGGGGCGAGGGGCGGGUUCAGGAGGUCAGGAUAUGCCUUUGCCCACCAGGAGGGCUUUGGGGAGCUCAUCACCUCUGGGAAGAACAUGAGACUGUCCUCCCUGGCCCUGGCCAACUUUGCCUCCAGACACAGCUCCAGCUGGAUAGACACCCUGCGCAAAAAGAAACACUCAAAUACACAUCCCCCGCAGAACGCCUCAGGAGAGAGCAGCCCGGCACCUAGCUAUGUGUCGGGAUCGGCUCCCCCCCUGUCUAAUUCAUCCUCUCUCUUGGGGGGGUCACAGGAUACUCCCCUGGAGGAGGGAACACACACGCUGCCUGUCAUACUCCCACAGGUGGCUUCUGGCCCUCCCGCAAACAUACCUCCAGCGUUAGCUCCAGCCCAGGUCCCCUCUGCUGACGCUUUCACUGCCACCUCUGUGAGGAGUCCUGGGGGAGACUCGGUUGGUGGCUGGAACCUUAGUCUGGGCGCUGUACAGGAUGCUCUAUUUGGUUGGAGGGGCGUCGCCUAUCGCACCAGCGGAACCAGCAGCCCGGGACCUCCCCCUGUUCCCAAGGAAACCAACCACACCUUGUGAGACGGACAGACAGAUGGACAGAUGAUAGAAAGAAGAAGGACAGGCUGUCAUAUCCCACUGGAUUCUCUUGGAAUACGUGAAGAAAUACUGCAUUUGGAAGUUUGGAAUACUGAAGGUGGAAUGUUUGGAAUGGCACUCACCCUGGUUUAGGAAGAGAUCCAAAGUUGCAGCCAUUGUAGGCAGAAGGCAUGCACACCCAUCAACACCCACUGGCACCCAUAUGACACUGUCGUUGCAAUAGUGUUGGUACAUAUAUGUUUCCGUCUGAAAGAUAGUGUGUGGUAGUUGUGAUAGACAUGCUCAGACUACCCACAACCCACUUCUCUGUCUUCUUCAACCAAUGAGGCAGGCUGAAAGAAGCAUUUCUUCAUGCAAAUGAUGUAACCAUCUGCUGAAGAGCUUGGUACCACAGGGUUCCGGACAGAAACCCCACUCCAACAGCACCGCUGUGGUUCAGACAUGACUAUACUAUUUAUACAAUGGAUCAUAUGUCAUAACAUCAUAUCAGAUUGGUUCAAAACAAAGUAUUGAAUUGAGUCUUUAUGACAGAAGAGAGGUUCAUUUGAUCAUCAGAAAGGUGGUGAAUUGAGUCUUUAUGACAGAAGAGAGGUUCAUUUGAUGGUCAGAAAGGUGGUGAAUUGAGUCUUUAUGACAGAAGAGAGGUUCAUUUGAUCAUCAGAAAGGUGGUGAAUUGAGUCUUUAUGACAGAAGAGAGGUUAAUUUGAUCAUCAGAAAUGUGGUGAAUUGAGUCUUUAUGACAGAAGAGAGGUUCAUUUGAUCAUCAGAAAGCUGGUGAAUUGAGUCUUUAUGACAGAAGAUAGGUUCAUUUGAUCAUCAGAAAGGUGGUGAAUUGAGUCUUUAUGACAGAAGAGAGGUUAAUUUGAUCAUCAGAAAUGUGGUGAAUUGAGUCUUUAUGACAGAAGAGAGGUUCAUUUGAUCAUCAGAAAGCUGGUGAAUUGAGUCUUUAUGACAGAAGAGAGGUUCAUUUGAUCAUCAGAAAGGUGGUGAAUUGAGUCUUUAUGACAGAAGAGAGGUUCAUUUGAUCAUCAGAAAUGUGGUGAAUUGAGUCUUUAUGACAGAAGAGAGGUUCAUUUGAUGGUCAGAAAGGUGGUGAAUUGAGUCUUUAUGACAGAAGAGAGGUUCAUUUGAUGGUCAGAAAGGUGGUGAAUUGAGUCUUUAUAACAGAAGAGAGGUUCAUUUGAUCAUCAGAAAGGUGGUGAAUUGAGUCUUUAUGACAGAAGAGAGGUUAAUUUGAUCAUCAGAAAGGUGGUGAAUUGAGUCUUUAUGACAGAAGAGAGGUUCAUUUGAUCAUCAGAAAGGUGGUGAAUUGAGUCUUUAUGACAGAAGAGAGGUUCAUUUGAUGGUCAGAAAGGUGGUGAAUUGAGUCUUUAUGACAGAAGAGAGGUUAAUUUGAUCAUCAGAAAGGUGGUGAAUUGAGUCUUUAUAACAGAAGAGAGGUUCAUUUGAUCAUCAGAAAGGUGGUGAAUUGAGUCUUUAUGACAGAAGAGAGGUUCAUUUGAUGGUCAGAAAGGUGGUGAAUUGAGUCUUUAUAACAGAAGAGAGGUUAAUUUGAUCAUCAGAAAGGUGGUGAAUUGAGUCUUUAUGACAGAAGAGAGGUUCAUUUGAUGGUCAGAAAGGUGGUGAAUUGAGAUGAAAUAGCAGAAGUGAGUUGUUUUUAUGAUCAGCUGCUGUUAGACAUAGUACUCCAAUACACCUGUCUGUAUCCAGCUGUUAACCAAUCAUAAACAUGUAUUUAAUAGGCCAAGUAAUGCUAUCUACCUUCUCUAAUAAUGUAUGACAGCGUGUAAACCAAUGCAGUAGUGUAGAGCUGUCCCUCUAACCUGUACAGUCUGUAUGAGGAAUGUCUCUAGAACCUUAUCAGUGGUCCUGGUCUUUGUAUUCAUGAUUACAUAUUAAUGUGUCACCAUGGCCAAAGGCUUAGUCAAACCAGGCAGGCUGCACCAUCCUACACUCUUAUGGGUACAUACUACUGUACAUUCUCUAUCUGUCUGCCUGACUGAAAUCUUCACAUACAUAGUCCGUCUGUUGUUUUAGCCAAUAACUUGGCAGGACACUGAGGGGUUCAGUCAGCCAACCAAUGACUGAAGAAUGCAGGAUGCUGUCCUUGCUGGAAUGUUGUAGUAUAUAUCAUCAUAAGUUCGUGGGCAGAGUUUCUGUGUUCACUAUAGUUCUCAGUGAGAACGCCAUUUUAACCUUACAGGACACAGCAAGACUCCUCUUCGUCAUGUUCUUCUUCAUCCUCCACUGCACCAUAUUGGUGACCUGCUGCUGGGCCCACAGACAGAACUACAGUUAUAUCUCUGACUCUGAGCCCCACCCGUACUGGGCUUAAUAGAGAGGAGAUGGACUUCUAACAACAACCUGGACCUCCAUGUUGCUUUGGGGCAGACUGACUCUGAGGCGUUGUGAGAGACAAUGGACAAUAAGCCCUCUAUGGCGUCCAUGUUGCUUUGGGGCGGACUGACUCUGAGGCGUUGUGAGAGACAAUGGACAAUAAGCCCUCUAUGGCGUCCAUGUUGCUUUGGGGAGGACUGACUCUGAGGCGUUGUGAGAGACAAUGGACAAUAAGCCCUCUAUGGCGUCCAUGUUGCUUUGGGGAGGACUGACUCUGAGGCGUUGUGAGAGACAAUGGACAAUAAGCCCUCUAUGGCGUCCAUGUUGCUUUGGGGCGGACUGACUCUGAGGCGUUGUGAGAGACAAUGGACAAUAAGCCCUCUAUGGCGUCCAUGUUGCUUUGGGGCGGACUGACUCUGAGGCGUUGUGAGAGACAAUGGACAAUAAGCCCUCUAUGGCGUCCAUGUUGCUUUGGGGAGGACUGACUCUGAGGCGUUGUGAGAGACAAUGGACAAUAAGCCCUCUAUGUCGUCCAUGUUGCUUUGGGGCGGACGGAGGCUUGGGAGGGGGGGAUCAGGGUUAUUAUUAUUAAGCCUUAAUAAAUCCACAGUAAUGAUGAUCAACCCAGUUCAUCCCUCUACUAGGCAUGUCAUCAUGUAACGUAUUCCUUCUAUACAGCAGGGGAAACAAACCCAGUCCUCCAGGGCCACUGGAAUGAUGCUUUCACUGUUGUACUCUACAGUAUACAGCUUCUGGUUAGAAAGAUAUAGGGUGAAACUAGGUGAGACAGCUGUUGUACUCUACAGCAUACAGCUUCUGGUUAGAAAGAUAUAGGGUGAAACUAGGUGAGACAGCUGUUGUACUCUACAGCAUACAGCUUCUGGUUAGAAAGAUAUAGGGUGAAACUAGGUGAGACAGCUGUUGUACUCUACAGCAUACAGCUUCUGGUUAGAAAGAUAUAGGGUGAAACUAGGUGAGACAGCUGUUGUACUCUACAGCAUACAGCUUCUGGUUAGAAAGAUAUAGGGUGAAACUAGGUGAGACAGCUGUUGUACUCUACAGCAUACAGCCUCUGGUUAGAAAGAUAUAGGGUGAAACUAGGUGAGACAGCUGUUGUACUCUACAGCAUACAGCUUCUGGUUAGAAAGAUAUAGGGUGAAACUAGGUGAGACAGCUGUUGUACUCUACAGCAUACAGCUUCUGGUUAGAAAGAUAUAGGGUGAAACUAGGUGAGACAGCUGUUGUACUCUACAGCAUACAGCUUCUGGUUAGAAAGAUUAUAGGGUGAAACCAGCACAACCAGUCUCUGCUGGACCUGUCUCUCCCUGCUGUAGAGGGCUCAAACCACAAGUCAGUGCAACAUAAUAUCACACUCAAUUUGUGCAAAUAUGUACAAAAAGUAUUUCAGCAGAUUUUGUGCGUUUUUAUGUGGCUUAAUUUGUGUGAAAAUACAACAUAAAAUGCUCAAAUAACUUUGAUAAUAUUAUUCCUACGUUUGCCCCCCAAAACUGAAUUUUCCUAUGAAUUAAGUUGCACAAAAAUGUGUCUUUUCACACGAAUUAAGUCACACAAAAAUUCACAAAAACACACAAAAUAUGCUUAAAUACUUUUUGUACAUAUUUGCACGAGUUGAGUGUGAGAUUGUUUUGCAACGUGUUAUAAAGUGCUUGAAUUGUGCCAGAACGCACUAGUACCGAGUAUCGCACCUCAAAUGUAUUACUGUUUUGAGUUUUGGCACCUCUUACAGAGUUUUGCUUUAAAAUAUUGUGGCGUUCUGCCAGUGGCACAUAAUUAUAAACAGUAGGGGCGCCCUAUUUCAGUCCACUUCAAGCACUGGUGUUAUAGAUAGAUACAGCAGGUUGAUGUUGGGUUUCAGUGAGAACGUUCAAGUUAAGAAAGUUACUCAAGUCUUUGUCCAUCCAAAGAGGAAGUGUCAACUGAAAUAUAAUUAUUUACAGUUGACAUCAAAGUAUGAUUUCGUUUGUAGUGUGACUGUACAGGGAAUAAUGUUUAUAAUAAGGGAAACAAUCAAUCUAA